Komagataella phaffii GS115 is the source of this 1203-nucleotide messenger RNA. RefSeq lists its product as hypothetical. NCBI's taxonomy places the organism in Eukaryota, Fungi, Ascomycota, Pichiomycetes, Pichiales, Pichiaceae. The transcript has a single exon. The record is from RefSeq and is a predicted model, not a curated record. The coding region runs from base 1 to 1203 and encodes 400 amino acids.
AUGAAGUUCACUACUUUGAUUAGCGUGGCCUUGCUGCCAAUACUUUCUUUGGCAACUUCCGAGUUCCAUUUCACCAACACUUCUUCCACUAACUUGAUCAGUGCCAACCCUAACUCCCUUACAGAGUCCACCGUUUGUGAGUCAUGUACUACAGAUGUCACAGUUACUGAGACCAGUGCCAGCACGAUUACUGCCUUGUCUUCAAGUGGCUCGUCUUCAUCUGGCCUUGGUGGCAUCGCCCCAGUUGUCACAGAGCACCCAGAGUCUGGAUUCACAACCAGUACUUAUUUGACUACCAGCUGCAACCUUGCCGGCUGUUCUACAUUAACCACCGAAAUAAUUGGAGAACUAUACACUACCACUGUCAAUGGUAGGGAGGUUACCUUGACUCGUUAUCGUCCAAAGCAGACUUCCACCCCUGCUCCUCAUGCUACCACCGUUCCCGUGACUGAACAAUCAACUGUCACUUUGACCACAACCUCAUGCAAAGAGGACAAGUGUUCUGUGGUAACUGGUGAGUUUAUUUCCACUGAAGUUGUUUCUACUGUUAGUGGUAAUUUGGUUACUUUGACUUCGUUCAUCCCAUGUGAGACCACCACUGAAUCAAAAGCUGCUCCAUCCACCGUCACUUUGACUACGACAACCUGCGAGAGCGACAAGUGUAAGCCUGUAACUUCCAAGUACAUUGCUUCAAAGAUUGUCAGUACUGUCAACAGUAAGUUGGUGACCCUUACUUCGUUCAUUCCUUGCGAGACUGAGACUACUAAGACUCCGGAGACUUCCAAAGUAUCCAAGACUACGUACACCACCAAGAUACAUGGAGUUGAAACCGUUGUUACUACAAUUUGCCCAGAGACUGAGACAACCAAAACUCCUGAGCCACCAAAGACCAAAACCACUGAAACUAGUAAGCCAGUUGUCCCAGAGACAACCAUUGACGUGGUUCCUUCUUCCAAGACCGUUGAGUACAUUGAGACUCCAAAGGUAUCCACAGUUGUUUAUGUCUCCUCUGUUUCCAGUACUCCAGUUACUUUCACCACGCAUAGAUCUUUCACUACUCCAGGUAUUGUCGUUGUUUCAACCGAUACGCCAUCAACUACCCCACAAAUUAUUGUGAACACUGUUAAUGCAGCUAGAGCCAACCUAGUUCCACUCGGAUCAGGAUUCGUUGCUGGUGUACUGGGAGCAAUUAUGAUGAUAUAG